AUGAAGUCCUUUCCACAGGCCCUGGAGCCGACGCCAGCCGUGACUCCAUGCCCGCGUCUGCGCAAACUGGCGCUGCGAUAUGAGCCGAACGAAGAGGACGGUGGUCGGAAGCUGCUCACCAGUCUGUACAGCGUGCUGCAGAAGCGCGACGCGGCUCAGACUCCCCUGGAGUCGCUCAGUCUUCAGGUUAAGCCUGUGGCCGACGAGACGGUCUUCACGCCUUCCGGAGUCAUCGGCCGCUUGCCGUCAGAUUUUGAUGACAUACAGGCGAGUUUGGAGUGCAUGGUCGACUCGCUGGAGGUCAUGUUGUUAAUUGAUGGUGACUGA
Messenger RNA from Fomitopsis serialis, 327 nucleotides. RefSeq lists its product as uncharacterized. NCBI's taxonomy places the organism in Eukaryota, Fungi, Basidiomycota, Agaricomycetes, Polyporales, Fomitopsidaceae. The coding region runs from base 1 to 327 and encodes 108 amino acids. The transcript has a single exon. The record is from RefSeq and is a predicted model, not a curated record.